Molecule: messenger RNA, 4036 nt
Organism: Purpureocillium takamizusanense
Lineage: Eukaryota; Fungi; Ascomycota; Sordariomycetes; Hypocreales; Ophiocordycipitaceae
Exons: 4
Coding region: 2074-3864 (596 amino acids)
Biological process (GO): regulation of transcription by RNA polymerase II
Cellular component (GO): nucleus
Molecular function (GO): DNA-binding transcription activator activity, RNA polymerase II-specific; RNA polymerase II cis-regulatory region sequence-specific DNA binding
Source: RefSeq, a predicted model, not a curated record
CCGGGCGACUGCGGAAGGAGCACCGCACAGCUCGUGACCAGGCGUCGUCUGAUUGGCCACAACCACACCGAACUCACUUGAAAGUGAGGCGAACCACGUCGGCUGUGGUUCGCCGGCCCAACAACAAUGGCCGACGCCAUCGUCGUCAACGUUGCCUCUCUCUCUCUCUCUCUCGCCCUCUCGUGCUUGCUCUUGUCGCCGGUGUCAGCCUCCUUUUCUUUUCCCGGACGACUCUGGUCCGCCCGUUGUUCCAUCCAGCAGCCGUGUCUGGUCUGCGCCAGCCAGGCGUUGCUCUUGUCCAUUGAUUCAUCCUUCACUCGCUCACUCAGCCGCCGCGGAGUGGGUGCUCCUCCUGUCCACUGCCCCCGUCACGUCAAGUCACGUCACGCCCAACCGCCGUGCACUGAUCAAGUUGGCAAAUCAUCAAGCAAGCAAGCGACCUUGGAAGCAAGCACGCACGCACGUACGCAGGCAAGCUUGACGCCGUGCGACCCAGCCAAACUCUCCGCCCACUCGGGCAUUCAUCCAGUACCGCCGCCCGCCCGCCCGCCCGCCCGCCAGCCUUCCUGUCCUGUCCUGUGCACCGGACUGACAAACAAGGACCGUCACCUGCCGCACCUCGUGAGCAUCCCUCGACAGCGGCGGUCCCCGGCUCUUCCCCACUGAGCUGUCUGUCUCUGCUUGCUGCGCGUCUGGUCGACUCCACGAGCCACCCGCUCUUCACCGAAUCGACGGCCACCUGCGGCAGUGGCUUCAGUGACACCCACCACCGCUCGCGAACGCACCACUCGCGAACCAUCUUGACUCCCCAUGUUCCGUUGAGCCCCUUUCCCCUCCGCGUUGGCCCUACGGUACAGCCCUUCAACUGGACGUCGUCGUGGCGUUCUUCUCGUCAGGUGCUGUCUCUACUCUCGACUUGCUGUGACAGUAUCAGCGUCUGGUGUCCUCGUGCACACCGCUCGUUACUCGAGUCUUCGACCCAGAUUCUUUUGCACAGCUGUCAACUCCACGACGCCCUGUUCCACUGCUGCGGCCACAUAUUUCGGUGCAUGACACCCCCCCUUUCCCCAUUCAGCCGUUUAGCUGCUUGCGCCCUAUGAGCCUGAGCCCGCUACUUGCGUGUUGCGUCCCGACCUACGUAGGGCUAACUUGGCACUCGGCUGUGGUGUCCAAUUUUGUGCCAACUCUCCAUCAUUUGACAGGACUACAAUCUCUCUCUCUUCCGUGCGGCUCUUUCCUUCGGCCAGCCUUAUAAGCCCGCCUCGCCUCACUUUGCCUGACGUCUCCUGCAUGUCCGCUCUUGGAAGGGUUAGCAUCUCUACACCAAUACGACAACAUUGCAACAGGCAACGGCCGUGAAAUCACUAAAUUGCCUGCUCACAGCCCGGAUGCACUCGUCAUCUGCUUCCUGCCGCGCUGCCAACCUCCGGACGUCGCUGCCGUGAGUCACUGGACACUGCAGGGAGCCAAGAUCCGCCGUCGAUGAUAAUACACACCAAGCCUCUGUGAACAACGUCAAGUUUAUCGUUUAGGACCGAUACUAUGGAUCAUCCGUACUUGCAAUACCCCCCGAGCGCGAUCCCGGGUGAGCAUACUGGAUAUGCGGAGCCAUGGCCCCUACAUAUUUUCUCCGCUGCACCCCGAAAGAGUGAGCCAUGGAAUGGACUUUUGCAAGCACCGUCUCCGAGUGACCAGCAUGGCCAAUACAUCUCAUCCGGGCAAUAUCCUCAUGACCACAGCUUCACGGACUAUCGAAGCGCCGCCUCUCCAUCUGUUUGUUCCUCUCAGCUGCCCGGUGACUCGGGAUACGGAGGUAGUCGCGCCACGUAUAGCAUCGCUAGCGCGUCUAUACACGGAGAUGACUCGGCACUCGAUUUGAACAUCGGAAAGGCCAUGGGUGGGUGUCAACUCGACCCAGCCCAGGAUGUACUCGCUACCCGGGUGACGUCCCGCGCACCCGGCGGAAAGUUGGUGUGCACGGAAUGUUCCACAACGGUCAAGAGUCAGGGCGAACUUAAGUGAGUUUUGCGUGCCUCUUCUCCGACUGUUUGCUCACUACCAGACAGGAAACAUAUGCAGCGGCAUUUGAAGGCUCACAAAUGUCCUUAUCCGGAUUGUGUCAAAGGUCAACGAGGCUUCAGCACUUCCAACGACCUUGUGCGCCACAAGAGAUCGGUACAUGGAGAGCAUGCGCUUCCGGGACGGUCAUUCGUCUGCCCUCAUUGUAAUUCGGGCAGCAGAAGCCCCAAGAUCUGGCCCAGGGCAGAUAAUUUCCGAUCACAUCUUCAACGCGCCCAUGGCAUCCGAAUGAGCGCCGACGACGAUCAUAAGGAAUAUAUCUAUCGGCCACCGGAGGACAAGAUGAACCUCGAGGGAGUUGGUAGCUUUCACGUGACUGGAACCGAACGGCCACCGUACUUGCAGGGCUCUCCCGUUUCUUCGGAUCAAUCGACGUCUUUGGAUCAUCAAUUUCGAGACGAGCAACUCAUCUCCCUACAAGAGUCCUCCAUGGGUAUUGAUCCUUCGAUCUUCCGGAGCCCCGAUCUAGUCAGGCCCACGACUACUUCUAACACCGACAACGACAAUGGGCUCGUAGAGCCCAUAGCCGAAGCGGGCAGCCUGGAUACCCAGUCUAUCGGAGAAUACGAUUUGCAGACUUCUCCAGGUUUCGAAAUGGACUCUCCAGAGUAUGACGGACCGGCCGGUAUCGGCCAUGCUACAGACACGCCGGCACCAACCCUCCCUGAGCCGUUGGAAAAGCCAUCGCCGCAGCCAGAGCGACAUGAGCUAAGCGUAACCCGCUUAGGACCCAGUGAGUGUACCCUACCUGGCGUCGAGGACCACAGAGCCGACUUGGCACUUCCGCAGCGGUGCAACGGCGGCCCGCAGUUCAGCGCCAUCAUGGAACUUUUCAAAUCAAAGGCCCACGGUGCCUAUCGCGAUAGAGAGGAAAUCAUCAGGCUCCUCACAGCGGUACCUACGGAGGAUCUCCAGACUGCGCUCCGGGCUCGCCAAGAUGCGGGGGAUACCUGCCAGAGUGAUGAUGAUCUUAGCACCCGCGCCGGAUGCCGUGACUGUGGGAAGACCUUUAGCCGGCUGUGCGAAUUGAAAAAGCACAUGAAGAGACACCAGAAGCCGUACGGCUGUACUUUUAAGCAAUGCUCUAAGAGAUUCGGGAGCAAAAACGAUUGGAAGAGGCACGAGAGCAGCCAGCACUAUGAGUUGGAGACGUGGAACUGUGACAAGCCUGGCUGCAAAAAAACGUGCCAGCGGAGAGAGAGCUUCAAAAACCACCUGCAGAAGGACCACGACGUGAAAGACACUGAAGAGAUAGAGCAACUGCUGGAGAAGUGUCGGAUGGGCCGCCACUGCGGCCCACGAUUCUGGUGCGGGUUCUGUGUCGAUGUCAUUGAGAUCACUGCCAUCGAUCGAGGGGGCAACUCGUGGACCAAGCGCUGCGACCAUAUCGACAAUCAUCUAUUCGGCAAAGAGGGUCUGGAGAAAUAUGACAUCUCAAAAUGGAAACAUCAAGAAGACUUGGACGACACGGUCAGAGAGAACGUCGACGACAUUCUGGCCGUGCCCGACAAGUGCACAGCCGCGGGAUCUGGCGCCAAAAAGCGCAAAAGCAGCGACAACAUUGAUGAACGGCCAUCGAAGAAGCCUUCAUACAUGUGGCAAUGCUGCAUUUGUGACACGACCAUGAACUUAAAGACGUCGCCCUCUUGCGUUGGAUGCGAACACGUGCGUUGCGCAACGAACUGUAUGAUUGAGCAGGUCGAGUCCAGCAAUGAUGAGGUGGUUGCCAUGGAAGUGGAGGUCGAGGGGACGGCGGUCGCGGGAGACGACAUGCCACGGACAUGAGAUUACGACGAAAACGACAUCAAGGACAGCCAUGACGAGCACAUUGUAUUCUCUCUACCGCAUACCAUUCUCGGGGGGGAUUUGUAAUACGGUCGGUUAUAGAGUGUCACUGGACUACGCUGGGCGAGUGUGUUGUUGGCUAUUAUUACACGUUGAUUUGCGUAUUCUACUG